This is a messenger RNA of Colletotrichum paranaense, 117 nucleotides long. RefSeq lists its product as uncharacterized. Bases 1 to 117 code for a protein of 38 amino acids. Lineage: Eukaryota; Fungi; Ascomycota; Sordariomycetes; Glomerellales; Glomerellaceae. The record is from RefSeq and is a predicted model, not a curated record. The transcript has a single exon.
AUGGGGGAAAAAAAAGGGAGAAUUUGGGUUUCAAAUAGCCAAUCUUCCAAGUUCAUUGAUGCUGUCAGGAGGCAGGUAUCUGUAUCUCGUCAUGAUCAUCUCGGAGUCGAAUGUUGA